Messenger RNA from Leishmania mexicana MHOM/GT/2001/U1103, 2001 nucleotides. RefSeq lists its product as hypothetical. The transcript has a single exon. Lineage: Eukaryota; Euglenozoa; Kinetoplastea; Trypanosomatida; Trypanosomatidae. The record is from RefSeq and is a predicted model, not a curated record. Bases 1 to 2001 code for a protein of 666 amino acids.
AUGCAAACGCCGACGAGCUCCGUGCUGAACCGCGGCGUAGCCGACUCGUCGUUCAUCUCGCAGGUGGUCUACGAAAACGAGGUGCUCAAGAUCGAGCUAGAGUCGCUGCGUGAAAAGCUGGAAAGCACUGGGCUGCUCAAGCUGGACGACCUCCGAUGCGAGAAUGAAAGUCUCAAAUCUGAGGUGGAGAAGCUGCGCGUCCAGCUGGCCGAGAAGGUGAACCAGCUAGACCUUCACCGCGCCUCAAAUGACCGCUUCUCCAACAUUAACGAGUCGCUGCAUGAGCUGCUCACGCAGGUCCAAACACAGCGCACGGAGCUGGCGGAGCUGAAAGACUCCACGCACGAAAAACAAGAGCGCAUCGCACACCUCACGGCUGAGCUGAAGCAGAGCGAGGAGGCGCUGAAGGAAGCAACUCAGCGGGCGGAUGCAGCAUCUGAGGAGGCGAGGAAGAGCGGCAUACAGGCGGCGGAACGGGAAUGCUUGCAGUCGCAGUUGAACCAGGUGAGUGUGGAAAUGGAGACACUGCGACAGAAAUCGGCGCAGGAGGCCACAGAACUACAGAAUCAGUUGCGGAAGGCGGAAGAGCAGCUCUUGUUGGCGAAGGAAGACGCAGUGGCCAAGUGUGCUUUUUGGGAAAAGCGAGUAAGCUCGCAGCAGCAGGAAAUCAAGGAGUGUCGCGAGACCGAGGCCAGCACGCGGCAGCAGCUGAUCGAUCUUCAAACCAAGGUGGAGGUGCUGAGGGCGGAAUGCUCCCAGCUGCGCGAGACGAACAUGGACCUUCUUCAGAGGCAGCAAGUAUCCACGGCCAUGGAGAGCCAGCGCAUCGACUUAAACGCGCCAGAGGUCAAGGCGCAUGUCGAGAGGGCGGUGAUGCAUGCAACUGAAGGGCUGGAGCGGCGAUUGCGCGAACAGGUAGAUCAAAGCACUUCCCUCAUCUCCCGCUUGGCGCUGAUGCAGCAAGAGGGCCGGGCGACAACGAAGCCAAAGGACACGCCGAUUCAAGACAUUCAGUUGAUGAAGGAGCGGAUGAGCAUGCUCAAUCACCGCGCCGAUGCCCGCACAACGAUGCAGCGCCGCAUGGCAGAGCUGCUGUCGAACGAUGAUCUGAACAAGAAGGAUAUCGAGAAGCUGCUGCAGGAGAUGCUCGACUACCAGGAGGAGACAGUCCAGGAGAACCGCACGUUGCUGUUGAUCAAGGAUAUCGAGUCAGAGGAGAGGGAGCGCAAGCUGGAGCAGGAGCUGAAGCGGGUGAAAAACGAGAACACGUCCCUAAUGAAGCAGCUGCAGGAACUGGCCGUUGAGGGUUUCCAACGGGAUCGCGGCAACAACACGUCGAACACGAGCGGAGGUGGCGGUACAAGUGAGUUCACAGCCACUGGGGCGGGCGCCUCGGGUGCUCCUGGUGCACCCGCCGGCGGCGUCAAACUCUCUGCGUCGCCGGAGAACGAGCGUGGCAACUACCAUUUCCCUUGUAGCAGUCCUCUUGCGGCAAGGAUGGACGAAGCUCGAGGGCCAGUGUACCCUGGUUCGUUAAAUGCUAGCUACAAUACACUACAGACGGAUUCAAGAACCCCACCAGCGCUGCACCCUGCACCAAACUGUGCCCCAAUGCCUUCCCAGCAGAUCCCUGCGUACCAGCGGCCUCCUGCUGCCUUUCCGUACCAGCAACCGCCCCAGCAAAGAGAGCCGAACUACCCACCGCAGCCCUACACAGGAGACCUGUGGUCGAACGCGCCGGCACGGCCGAGCGCAGCACCGACGCCGAACCCGCAGGGGCCACCUACGAUGAUGGCGGCGGCGCACGCAGACCCAUACAGGUACCCCUCCGACCCUCCUCAAAACAAGCCAGGCGCGCAACCGGCUUGGGCGCCGCGUGUCUCCGGCAAUGAACCGGAUCGUAACCGGAAUACCAGGGUGCAGUGUCCCGCAUGCACGUUUGAGCAGCAGUGCACCAACCGCCAGUGCGAAAUGUGUCAGGCGACACUGCAGCCGAACUGA